AUGUGGCAAUCGAUAUUGUUGCUGACUGUAAUUGUGAUGAUCAAUUGUGAUAAUGUGAUAAACACCGCUCAGGGUAAGCUGAGAGGUGUACCUCACGAUGGAUAUGUGUUGUACACCGGUAUUCCUUAUGCUACAAUCAGUAACUCUUCAGAAAGGUUCAAAAAAGGCAGUUUCGCACCAAUAUGGACCGGGAUCCGGGAAUCAGAACAGCUUCAUUGCUCCUUCUUCUCCAGAGCCGAAGACUGUCUGCAUUUGGACAUUUAUGUCCCUUCCAAAAAGAAUUCCCUGUGGCCAGUCCUCGUUUGGGUAAAAGGUGGCAGUGGUACGUACCAUCCUGGUAAAUUGGUCGGGCAGGAUAUAAUUGUUGUUAUUGUUAGUCAUAGAAUCGGUCCAAUUGGAUUCCUUGGCACGAACGACGAGAACGUGCCAGGAAACGCGGGCGUUAAAGAUGUAGUUCUCGCUUUGCAAUGGGUUAGGGAUAACAUAGUAGCAUUUAAAGGUAAUUCAAAUAAAGUAGUUAUAGCUGGACAGAGUUUUGGAGCAGCUAUGGUGGAAGCUGUAACGCUAUCACCAAUGUCACAUAAUUUAUACCAUGGAGUGAUAUUGCAAAGUGGUAGUAUACUGUGUCCUUGGGCGUUUAAUUAUGAUAUGACAGAAAGAGCUAUGGCUUUAGGCAAACUAAUUUCAGACACUGAUGAUUUUACUUCUGUUCUAAUAAACAGCGACAUCGGAGAAUUAGUUUCGAAGUGUGAUAAACUAGAUGUACCGUAUUUUCCAUUUGGAAUAGGCGUAGAAACAAUUAAAAGCAAAGAACGAUUACUAGAUGACGCACCGUACGAAUUGCUUAAACAUGGAGGUCGUACUGUGCCUAUAAUGAUAGGCUAUAAUAAUAACGAAGCUUAUGUAUUUGCGACAAUGCUCAGGCAAGCUAACGUGCGCAAGAAAGUAAGUAAAGAUUUAUCAUUUCUGCUACCAGAAGAAUUGAAGUUUAUGAAUGAGAGAGAAGUGAAGCAAGUUGUUAGACAAAUUGAAGAUAUGUAUUUCAAAGACAACAGCAGUUUAGCUGCCGCGUUAGCCUAUCACAGAGAUGCAUAUUUCGUGAGUCACAUACAUAGAAGUGUGUCUCUUCACUCGUCCGUUGCUGAUCAGACUGUAUAUUAUUACCAGUUCUCUUACACUGGAAAUGUUGGUGUGAAGCCUGAACCAGGAAUCGUGAAGGUGGGAGCAGCCCACUCCGAUGAACUGGCUUAUUUGUUCUCCGAUGAGGACUUAGAAGGCGACGAUGAGGCUAUGCAACAGACAAUGGUGCGGUUGUGGUCCAAUUUUGUGAAAUUUUUAAAUCCCACUCCUCAGCACAGCAGCAAACCUCGCUGGGAGAUGGUGGACCCGUCAAAUCCUCGACUACUGGACAUCGAUAAGGAGGUCACAAUGAAAGAGUUUCCAUAUAAGAAGGCUGUGAAAGUAUGGAAGGAGAUUUACGACAAGUUUUAUUACUCGAGGAAUCGUAUCACAAAACAUUGAGUUUUUUUUGUAUAGUCUAUACAU
Molecule: messenger RNA, 1545 nt
Organism: Achroia grisella
Lineage: Eukaryota; Metazoa; Arthropoda; Insecta; Lepidoptera; Pyralidae
Product: esterase FE4-like
Exons: 5
Coding region: 1-1521 (506 amino acids)
Source: RefSeq, a predicted model, not a curated record